This is a messenger RNA of Megalops cyprinoides (Indo-Pacific tarpon), 1738 nucleotides long. RefSeq names its product methyltransferase like 21A (gene mettl21a). The transcript has 4 exons. NCBI's taxonomy places the organism in Eukaryota, Metazoa, Chordata, Actinopteri, Elopiformes, Megalopidae. Gene Ontology annotation, molecular function: protein-lysine N-methyltransferase activity. Gene Ontology annotation, cellular component: cytosol; cytoplasm. The record is from RefSeq and is a predicted model, not a curated record. Gene Ontology annotation, biological process: peptidyl-lysine methylation. Bases 133 to 789 code for a protein of 218 amino acids.
CCACCAAAUUUUAAAGAAACAGUUACUGAAAUGUUACGUUACGGUUUUAUGUUAUAAAAGCGUCAUGUUUCAAAUCGUCAGUUUACGUCACCUGUAAAUCAAAUUUAUAUUAAAGGGAAUCUGGCUCUGAGGAUGGCACUGGUACCCUAUGAACAGAGUUCUCUGCCGGUGCUCUCUAAACUUCACAAGGCUUCGGCCGAAUUCCACUUCGCAAACCACCGCGUGCGCCUGUCCCAGGACUGGAACCGGCUUGGAGUGGCCGCCGUGGUAUGGGACGCAGCUGUGGUGCUAUGCAUGUACCUGGAACUGGGAAAGACGGAGCUGUUGGGCAAGGCAGCCAUCGAGCUGGGUGCUGGCACAGGACUGGUGGGCAUCGUGGCAGCAUUGCUAGGCGCUAAAGUAGUGAUUACAGACCGGGAGCCAGCCAUGGAGCUCUUGCGCACCAAUGUACAGGAUAAUAUACCUCCAGAGCAGCAGGGGGCAGUGAUGGUGUCCGAGCUCACCUGGGGAGAGGGCCUGGAACGCUACCCGGCAGGCAGCUAUGACGUCAUCCUGGGGGCGGACAUCGUGUAUCUGGAGGAGACGUUCCCUGCGCUGCUGCGGACCUUGGAGCACCUGAGCUCUGACAGGACGGAGGUGCUGCUGGCGUGCAGGAUCCGCUACGAGCGGGACCUGGCCUUCCUCGACAUGCUGCGCCAGAGCUUCACCGUGCAGGAGGUCCACUACGAUGAGAAGAGGGACAUUCACGUCUACAAGGCCAUGAAGCACAAGGCCAAGGAGGAGCUCUGACAGGGCCUCUCCUGAACAGCUCAAAGACUGAGCACUUUGGGUGUGAGUUGGCAGAUUCAUUGACAUGGGUGAUUCGAUGUGGCAGUCUCAGUGGCAUUGGAGAAUUAAUGCUUAACCCUUUUUAUGGAAAACAAACAUAAAAGGUUAUGUUAUGAAUGAAUUGUACUAUAAAUGUCAUUGUUUCAAGAUUUAAGUCAGAACCUGGCGUCACAACCCAGAAAUAGUGCAGUCAAGGCUGAAUGCUCAUGAUAGAAUGGACAGUUAUGUAAAAAUGCUCUUAAAUUCACAACACUAAAAAUUAAGCUGACCUUAGACUUGCUCCUCUACUGUCUCCUGAUUUACCUCCUCUCAAAGGGGAGGAACAAGAUUUUCAAAAGCAAAUACAAGGAGCAGUAAAGGGUGAUGUCUAACACCUGGGUAAUGCAGUAUGGUUCGUUUUGACGGGGCUCCAUGAAAAAUGGAAGAAGGGCCAUCAUACAUCAGGAGGGGGAGCAACGGUUUUCAACUGUCCAGAUGGCGCCAUUAAACUUUAUGCGUUUUGCCAACACUUUUAGUUAAUUUUAUAGAGAGAGCAACGACAAUAAACAAAAUGAGGGUACUUUAAAGCAGUUUUAAUGUGGCAUUACAUUAGUCUAUAAAAGGCUGGUACAACAGAUUAUUGUCACAGAGGGUGGUAAAAGAGGAGGGUGGGCACAGAGGUUAUUGAUGGUAAUGCGGAAGCAGUGAGUCUUUUGAUCGUCAGUUAGUAAAUACACUACUGGAACACAAAAAGCUGCUGCUAAUAGGAUUACAGUAUGUACAAUAUAGUGUUUAAAAAUGAUACUCGGCAAAACUGGCAUUACACAAACUGCACAAAAGGUUUAAAAAACCAUCUUCCCUACAUGGAGCUUUGCAAAAAAGUCAUUCCACUGCCAGAAAUAUUUUUCCGUUUUCCCCUGACAAGUGUUUU